GAAUGUUUUCAAACUAGGGCAGUAGAUUGUAUUAAACGGACGGAUUUACUCUGUAUAACAAGUCUAUGUAAAUAUACGAACUGGAUAACGUUUACUAUCCGGAAAGAAAAUAUUUUGCACACGGCGUGUAUGUACUGCGGACUUUACGUCUAAACUUAGAUACUUCCGUUAUUAACAUAGAUGAUCGCUUAGGCGUUCAGGUUGAGUCCCACUUAAAUUUGACGUAUUACCUAGUUAGUUCACGAGUCAAAAGGAUUAGUAUAUAAUUUGGAUUAGGAGAUAAUAAAGUGGAUCCGCUAAAAUGAACAAGAUUUGUGCGAAGUGCCAAAAAACUGUCUAUCCGACAGAAGAAUUAAAAUGCUUAGAUCGGUCAUGGCAUAAGUUAUGUUUUAAAUGUGAUACAUGUGGUACUACGUUAAAUAUGAAAAAUUACAAAGGAUACAAUAAAAGACCAUAUUGUAACACACAUUACCCAACAACAAAAUUUACACCCGUUGCAGAAACACCAGAAAUGAAAAGAAUCGCUGAAAAUACGAAAAUUCAGAGUAACGUACAGUAUCAUGAAAGUUUUGAAAAAUCUAAAGGAACAUAUCAAUUUGUGGCAGAUAAUCCGGAAUUACUUCGACAUCGACAGAAUCAGCUCAACUCUAGUUUGAUUGAAUAUCACAGUGAUUUUGAAAAAUCUAAAACAAAAUACACAGUGACACCAGAUGAUCCAGAAAUAGCUCGUCAUUUACAAAAUCAAAAAAUGGCCAGUGCGAUUACCUAUCACAGUGACUUUGAACAGAAGAAGGGAUCGUACACGCAGGUUGCGGAUUCGUUAACCAUGCAACAACAAAUGAAGAGUGCCAAGCUUGCUAGUGUGAAUGAGUAUCACAGUGAUUUUGAGAAGACUAAAGGCCAUUAUACAAGUGUUCCUGAUCCCAUUCAGCUCCAACAGGCCAUGAAAAGCACAAAAAAUCUUAGUUCGCAUGAUUACAAAGAAGACUUUGAAAAGAAUAUUAAGGGUAGUUACACGCAAGUCGAGGAUCCUUUAAUUCUUAAACAGGCGAUGAAAUCGACCAAAAACUUGAGUCAGCACGAUUACAAAGAAGACUUUGAAAAGAACAAAGGAAAUUAUACACAGGUGGAAGAUUCGUUAAGUUUAAAACAGGCCAUGAAAUCGACCAAAAAUUUAAGCCAGCAUGAGUACAAGGAGAAUUUUGAGAAAAACAAAGGCAACUACACUCAAAUACAGGACCCACUUGUUCUAAAACAAGCCAUGAAAAAUAGCAAGAUACGAAGUGAGCAUUCUUAUAAAGAGGAAUUUGAGAAAAGUAAAGGAUCGUACACAACGGUCGAAGAUUCCCUCGACUUACAACAAGCCAAGAAAAGUACUAAAGUCCAAAGUGAGCAUUCGUAUAAGGAAGAUUUUGAAAAAUCCAAGGGUGCAUACACAUCAGUUGAGGAUUCGGUUGCCAUGCAACAAGCCAAGAAAAUCAGUAAAGUUCAAAGUCAGCAUUCAUAUACAGAAGAAUUUGAAAAAUCCAAGGGUUCGUACACACUGGUCGAAGAUUCAGUUGCCAUGCAACAAGCCAAGAAAGUUUCUAAAAUUCAGAGUGAGCUUUCAUAUAAAGAAGAUUUUGAAAAAUCUAAAGGAGCAUACACCACUGUUGAAGAUGACGUAGCGUUAAAAAAUGCCAUGAAAAAUACUAAAUUACAGAGCGAGCAUAAUUAUAAAGAAGAUUUUGAAAGAAGUAAAGGGGCGUAUACAUUUGUCGAGGAUGCGGUGGCGCUACAACAAGCCAAGAAAAACACGCAAGUUCAAAGUGAGGUAAAAUAUAAGGAUGAUUUCGAGAAGAAUAUAAAGGGGAAAUGUAUGCAGGUUCCUGACGCUUUAAGUAUGCAGACGGCAUUGAAGACGACAAAAACAUUGAGUGAGAAUGCCUAUCAUUAUAGUGAGUUCGAAAAACCAGGAGUUGCGAAACACACGCCAGUGGCAGACUCUUUAGAAAUGAAGUUACAUCAGAGGAAUAAAAAGAAUGUCAGCAUGGUAGAUUAUCAUAAAGAAAUAGAACAAGCCAAAUACAAAUCAAAACCUGGAAUGGAUGAUGAUGGGGUUAGCUACCAUGCCGAUUUUGAGAAACUGAAGGGCAAGAAGACAUCUGUGGUCAAUGAUCCAGAAACAGACAGGAUUCGUCAAAAUACGGCCAUUCAGAGUAACAUCCAGUACCAAAAUAUCGCGGCUAAAAAAACCGAUAUGGAAGCCAGACGGCCAGAACAGGUCAUGGACGGUAGACGAGGUAGAAUUAAUCCUGGUAAGAUUAGUGAGUACGAUCCCACGAUUGAACCUCAGCCAGUAUCUGCUCCCCCAGAAGCCAAUUUUGAUAUGCGAAAUAACAGUGGUGUUGCUUAUCCUCAAACAGGUUAUCAAACUGCGAAAGUUUUCGACUCACAACAGGGUGGUGAUGUUCAGAAUGGUCAGAGACGUCAGCCAGGAUCUAUCUCGGAUUAUGAUCCAAUGACUGCUUAUCCUCAACAUUAUAAUCCUCCUCAGCCAGCUCCUCCUGUCUUUCAAGGGUAUACUAGUAGCAAUAUAAAUGAUCGUGAAUUAUUCGGUGAUGGUAUGUUACCUCCACCACCACCACCUGCCAUGGAUAGUGGAUAUGGCCAGCAGCAGCCGGGCAGAGGAUCAGUUCACGUACCUUCAUAUCGUGCUAUUUACGACUACACCGCUGCCGAUGAUGAUGAAGUUUCGUUCAGUGAAGGAGACCUGAUCAUUGACUGUGAGGUCAUCGAUGACGGCUGGAUGGUUGGAAGGGUGAAGAGGACGGGCAAACAUGGAAUGCUCCCUUCCAACUAUGUUGAAAAAGCAUGAGAGAAAAAAAAACAUUUUUAUAUUAUUGUUAAUGUUUUUCUUCUUCUUAAUACUUGAAAUAUUUCUCGAUGCUAAUAGAUCGAUAAACUGUAGAUGGUUGAAUUCAGAUAUACUUCAAAAUGGCAGAGAUUAGCGCCACCACCUUUCACAAUAUUAGGCGCGGCAGAGCUUGUAUCACCUUGUCCAAUGAGGAGUUUGCCAUUAGAAUAGUAGCUUUUGUUAAUCAGAUUUUAAAGUUUCCCUCCCACCUCGUGGGUUUUCUCCGGGUCCUCCGGUUUCCUCCCACUGCUAAAGACCCAUAAGCGCAAGCGAAUUAUUGAAAUAAAAUUAAACCAUAUAUUAGUCCCGAAAUGACCUAGUUUGUGUCGAAGGUACGUUAAACCCCAUUCUCUCUCUUUCUCUCUUAAAGUUUCCCUAUAAGACAAUAUCAGGCUUGACAGAGCUCGGAUCUCUUUUUCUAAUAUGAGAAGUUUGCCAUUCUACUGGUAGCUUUGGUUAACCAGAUUUUUAGUUUCUCUAUCAGUUUGAUAUGUUUGGUUAAUCUAGACUAGUGUUAGUUCAAUCAUUGGAUGUGUUUAAAGGCAAUAUGUCUGAAAUUUGUAUUGAGUAUAGACCUGUUCUAUAACCUGUUUAUCUCCCUUGAAUUAAGUUACCUCCCCUAUUUAUCUCCCUUGUAUCCAUGGAGCAAUGAUACUGCCAGUAGUUUCUGUAAACACCAAGUUAGUUUCUGGCAUUAGUCAUGACAAGCAAAAAUCUGGUUUUUAAAAGUUUUCAAUAAAAUUAUUGGAUAGGUGUACAACUGUUGUUAAAUAAAUGAAACAAAUGUCAUAAUUUUUAAAUUUAUUAAGCAUUUUCAGCCCAUUGUUUACGUGAUUGCUUGCUUUGAAGUAUAUUUGAUGUAAAUAAACCCUUUCUUCAUCCAAUUGAUCUUAAUCUGUUAUCCUUUUAAAAUCACCCCUUAAAUACUGAAAAGGAAUAACCUUUUGAAAAGGCUUUGUUUGCAUAAAAGAAUCCAUGUUGAGUAAAAAGAGGGGUGAUGAUUAGGGAGUAUAGCUAUAUGUGUGUUACCUGUUAUCCUUUCUUGUAAAUUAGAUUAGCUUAAACAUUUUUUUUUUUUUUCAAAUGGAAUUUUCAUAAAGAGUUAUAAUUUGAACCUUCUUGAGUGACACUGUAGUAAUCAUGGCAACCUUGGAUUCAAGAAUUAGUUUGUUAUAUAUGUGCUCACGAUACUGGAUACGAUACCCCUCAAUCAGUUUUUUGCCCAAAAUAUAAUUUAUAAAGAUCUUGUAGAGAGGUUAAGGUUGUCCUGAAUAGGAAAGUCAAUGUUGUCCUGAACAGGAAGGUCAAGGUUGUCCUGAUUAGAAAGGUUUAACUGUAUAUAAUAUAUAUAUGUUUAUACAUAGCAUUUUGUUUUAUCAUACAUAUAUAUUAUUAAUAUAGACACUAUUUGUUCCUCUGAUCGUAAACCCUUAAUUAAUAUCAUAAAAUUGCAUAAUAUUCAAUGUUCUGUUGGCCUCUCAGUGUUUUUUUUUAUUUGUAAAUGUGGCUUACUUUCUUUUUUUUCAAGUUAUUGUUAAAUUUAUUUAAAUAAUAAAUGCAAAUUUUAACGCAAUCCAAUCGCUUUUCUAAAGUUUGAUAUGAUUAUUUACAUACCUAAGAUGGUUUUGUUUUUUUUUUUUCUUUAUUAUAUUUUGGUGAUCUAUUUUCUUGAAAUGAUAAUCUUUGCUAAGCACUAUCACCACAAUCAGGCAAAUGGCUCCUUGAAAGGUUUUUUUUUUUGUUUUUUUUUUCACUUGGUAUAGGGUUUUGUUAUUGGCUGAUGGCUCGUUGUAAGGGGUUUUCUGUCAGUGACCGAUGGAUCUUUGUAAGGGGUUUUCUGUCAGUGACCGAUGGAUCUUUGUAAAGGGUUUUCUGUCAGUGACCGAUGGCUCUUUAGGGGUUUUCUGUCAGUGACCGAUGGCUCUUUGUAAGGGGUUUCUGUCAGUGGCCGAUGGCUUUUUGUAAGGGGUUUUCCGUCAGUGGCCGAUGGCUCUUGUAAGGGAUUUUCUGUCACUUGUUAUAAAUUAGCCACCACAUACAUUAGAUUCAGCUCUAGAGCAAUGUUUAUCAACAGAGAUAAAUUAAAGAAACAUUGAUUUGUAAUUAAAAUAAACAAGAAUUUGAAAAAAAUGAUUUUUUUAUUGAAAAAAAAUGAGAUUAGACGAAGAUAUUAAUUGUUAAAUAAUACUGAUUUAUGAUUUACGGCAUCACUAUCAAUAUGUAUAUAAAAUAUAUUAUCUUCAAAUAAAUAUAACAUUUCUUAAAUCUAGUAAAACAUCACAAAGAGUUGAAGCAGCUGAUUAUCCAAUUUUCUACGGCUUACCUCGGUUGUACGUGACAAGGAGUAGGGUCGCCUGUCCAACCUCGUGGGUUUUCUCCGGGUACUCCAGUUUCCUCCCACUGCUAAAGACCCCUACACGCUAGCGAAUUGAAAUAAAAUUGAACCAUAUGUUAGUCCCGAAAUGACCUGUUUUGUGUCAAGUGGAUGUUAAACCCUAUUUCUCUCUCUCUACGGCUUAAUCCACGCAAGAAUAAAAACUAUAAAAUAUCACCGGUAGAUAAAUUCUCUACUUGGAUUUAAUCAGUUUUAAACGAGGCCCAUCAAAAUAUUUACCUAACGGGUGGUGCUAGCCUGUUUUAUUUCUGCGGUAAACUCGUAUUUGAUGUUUUGCUAUUUUCUAUAUGAACCUAUAUAAGCAGAUUAUUAUUUUAUAUCAGAUUAUUUCACCUAUAUCAUGUUAAAUGAACUUUAUUUAGAUAUUAAUUAUAUUGCCAUGGAAACCUCUAGGAACUGUGUAUUGGGGAAUCCAGUUGUAAGAACAGAAAAGUACGGAAAAAUGGAAUUAAGAAUACAUACCCCAUAUGGUAUAGAUGUGUAUAACCACCAAUAGGCUGGGCAUUCCAAGCUAGUGUCAAUAAAACCAUUCUUCCAGUGGUGCUAUAAUCUAGAACAUAAUCUUUAAGUGGCAUUUAGCGAUUGAGCCCAUUAAAAAAAAAACACAGAUCUUAUUUCGUUUCGUUUUUAUAAUUCAAAAUUUCGUUUUACUUGUCUUUACUACACUUGGAUCUGGAAGAGUUGUUAUUUAACUCGUGUUCUGAAUGGUGUCGGGGAUAAGCCAAUGAAACGGUCUGUUAUGGCGAGCUUUAGGCGUGUUUUUCACAGAACUGUGAGUAAUCCACUAGUAACAUCAAUGCUGAUUGGUUAAUUAAAUGUCUGACGUCAUAGGGUCAGAAGUCGGUCUUUUGACCCCUGACGUGACCUAUCGCUAUAACUUGUCAGAUCUUCAUGUAGUGUAGGCCAUCGAAAGUAUAAAAAACGAAACGAAAUAUAGAUCUGUGUUUUAUUCAGAUUGUAUAUUCUAGAACAUAAUUGUUGAGUGGCAUUUAGCGAUUGAGCACAUUUAAAAAAAAAACAACACAGUUUAUAUGGAAAACAAUCACUAGUUUAUAUUCACGAUAAGAGAAUACUUGUCGAAACGUUGUGCUAUAAGUGUAUAAACCAGUGAUUGUUUUCCAUAUAAAUUGUGUUGUGUUUUUUAAUCUGUAACAUAUUUUUUUUGGGCAUUCAGAGAACAUGCUAUCAUUACUAGUUUCACGAGGGAUUUGUGCUAUAAUGUUAAAGAUGCAUUAUGUAAACUUAGAGCUAAACUAAUGCAGGUCUUUAUUCUGGCUUCAAAUGUUAUAUCAACUACUAUUUGGACAUUUAUCUAUAACAUAUUUUUUUUUUGGCACUCAGAGAACAUGCUAUCAUUACUAGUUUCACAAAGGAUUUGUGCUAUCAUUUUAAAGAUGCAUUAUGUAAACUUAGAGCUAAACUAAUUAUGCAGGUCUUUAUUCUGGCUUCAAAUGUUAUAUCAACUACUAUUUUGACUUUUAUUCACAUGACAAGCCUAUCAUCAAACACUCUAGAACAUCGAAUGCCUGAGAUUCAAAUGGAUGAACACAAGCGUGAGAUAUAAAAAUUUAACGAUAAAAAGGAUAAUCUAGACUACAAAUCGCUUGUCAAGUAGCGUUACUACGAUAAUGAACAAUCUAUGCUAAAUCUUGUCAAAACUUCAAACACUUAUAACUUCACACAGCAUAAAGUAACUUGAAUAAACCUUCACUAUAGUAAUUUUUCAUUAUCUUUUUUGGGAACUAUUAUAGCAAGAACUGUCAGCUCUUUAUCUAAAUGGGGUUGGAUGACUAAAUGCUUAGUGUUUGGGCUGUAUCAUCAACUGGCGUGGUUUCGAUUCCCCGGUUGUUAAGUGACAAGGAGAAGGGUUGUGGGUUUUCUCCGGUUUCCUCCCACUGCAAGCGAAUUAUUGAAAUAAAAUUGGACCAUAUGUUAGUUCCGAAAUGACCUAGUUUGUUUCGAGUGAAUAUUAAACCCCAUUUCUUUUUCUCUCUAGUCUUAUUUAUCAAUAUUGCUUUAUAGAGACUUAGAGAAGCCAAGUCGAAACAUCACUCAGUAAGUAAAUGAAAUGAAAUGGAGUUGAACGUCCUACUCCAACUGGCCUAAUGAAGACACCAUACCAUACAGUGUGCUAUGAGGGAAACUUUGCCCAGUCCAACCUCGAGGGUUUUCUCCGGGUCCUCUGGUUUCCAUCUCACUGCUAAUGACCCCUACGCACAAGCGAAUUAUUGAAAUGAAAGUAAAACCAUAUGUUAGUCCCAAAAUGACCUAGUUUGUGUCAGCUGGACGUUAAACCCCAUUUCUCUCUCUCUUAUCUAAAUCUUACAUAAUGCAUCUUUAAUACGAACAUGUGCUAUAGCAAGAACGACCAGCUCUUUAUCUAAAUCUUACAUAAUGAAUCUUUAAUACGAACAUGUGCUAUAAUUGCUACCGGUAGUUUUAUAAUGUAUAUACAUAUGUACAUCGAGAAAAUAUCAAACGAGAUUCUUCUUGCCUGUUAAAAUAAAAGAAACACAAAUAUUUAAUACAUUUUGUAUGAUGUAAAGCUUCUGCUCAAAACUAAUUUCAUUUUUUUUACGAUAUUUUUUUUUAAAAAGGAACAAGCCUGUCUGAUUUUAGUUUAAAAUAAAGUAUUUAAUUUGA
Messenger RNA from Patella vulgata (common limpet), 7934 nucleotides. RefSeq names its product LIM and SH3 domain protein F42H10.3. The transcript has 24 exons. The record is from RefSeq and is a predicted model, not a curated record. NCBI's taxonomy places the organism in Eukaryota, Metazoa, Mollusca, Gastropoda, Patellidae. Gene Ontology annotation, molecular function: actin filament binding. Gene Ontology annotation, cellular component: focal adhesion. Bases 302 to 2857 code for a protein of 851 amino acids.